AUGCAUCGUCACAAAUAUUUUGUUUUAUCAAAUGAACAAUCUCCACAAUUAUCUACAUUGAAAAUUUGCAAGAAUUUAGAACAAUUUAUGUUUGAAAUAAAAUCACCGAAUAAUAAUCUCGACAUUGUUCCUUCUGCUCCAGUGAAAUUUGCAAUUUCCGAGAUGUAUGCACAAUGCAUUUAG
This is a messenger RNA of Clunio marinus, 183 nucleotides long. The record is from the annotation of a GenBank genome assembly. Lineage: Eukaryota; Metazoa; Arthropoda; Insecta; Diptera; Chironomidae.